Entrophospora sp. SA101 is the source of this 1281-nucleotide messenger RNA. Lineage: Eukaryota; Fungi; Glomeromycota; Glomeromycetes; Entrophosporales; Entrophosporaceae. The record is from the annotation of a GenBank genome assembly.
AUGAUACAAUUCUGUGAAGUCAUAGGAAAUUACUAUAUAUUAGAGAAAAACGAACGCAUAACUUAUAGGAGCAAAAACAAAUAUAAAUUAAAAAUUGAUUGUUUAGUUGGAGAAAUUUUAAAACUUUUAUUAAAAAAAUCAAACAAAAUCACACAUUUAAUUAUUAAAACAGUUUCAUUUAAUGGAAAUACACCAAGAUUUUUUAAUAUUUUAAGUAAUUUAAAAGAUUAUCCUAAUUCAAUAGAAGCAAUUUCUAAUCUUAAAUCUUUUGAAUAUAAGGUUUUAGAUGUUAAUGAAUUAUUAUUGUUUAAAUUAUCUGAAUAUUGUCAUAACAUUGAAAAAAUAUCCAUUAAUAAUUACACGUGGGAUUUAAAUCAAACAGGAAUAAAUCAAUUAAUCAAAAACACUCAAAGAUUAAUCAAAAAUCAACGUAAUUUAGAAAAUCUUAGUAUAUAUGGCAUAGAAAGUGACAUUUCACCUAUAAUAAGAGCACUUGAAUCUCAAUCACAUUCAUUGGUUGAAUUAACAUUAUCAGAGUUUAAACUAAUCGAUAUUUCAUCAUUAAGGUCACUUGCAAAAUGUACAAAUUUAGUUUCAUUAGAAAUUUCAUUUUAUUUAUACACAAAUAACAGUGACUUUUUUAAAAAUUUCAUUAAAAAUUUCACAAGUAUCAAGUUUCCUUUAUUGAAAUAUUUGAAAUUGAAUAUUUUUAAUUCAAUUCCAAUCGUAGAAGAUUUAGAAUUAUUUUUCAAAUUAAAUGGUUCCCAACUAGAAGAACUUAGAUUAACAAUUAAUUUCAAUGAUAAUCCAGAUACCAAUACAUCAGUAUAUGUAUUUCUGGAAAAUGCUGUAUCAUUUCUUCAAUUAAUAUGUAAAAGAUAUGAUGUUUAUUUAGUAUGUCCAAUAUCUAACGAACAAGAGAAACAUCAAAUAAUUUCUUUGUUAAGCAAUGAAAAUUUGUUUAGUACAAAAGUUAUUGAUAAACGUAAAGUUAUUUUCUGUGAAACUGAAGAAGGUAAAGUACACAUUAUUAGACAUAUUAAAGCAAGUGUUCAUAUUGAAAGUGGAUUAAAUAAUGAAGAUGUUGUGGGAUUGGUUAGAAGUUUUGUCGAUAACGUUAUUUGGGUAUUAUAUGACAAUGAUUAUUUUGACUAUUAUAAUGGUGGAAGUAGAAAAGUUAAUAGUGAUGAGUUAAGUCCAAAUGUUGAAGAUAGAAAGCAAUGGACAAACGUUGAAAUUUGUUCAGAUCUGUGGAAAUGUAGCUUAGCAAGACUAUGUUAA